This is a messenger RNA of Oreochromis aureus, 3101 nucleotides long. RefSeq names its product piwi-like RNA-mediated gene silencing 1 (gene piwil1). The transcript has 21 exons. NCBI's taxonomy places the organism in Eukaryota, Metazoa, Chordata, Actinopteri, Cichliformes, Cichlidae. Gene Ontology annotation, molecular function: piRNA binding; protein binding. The record is from RefSeq and is a predicted model, not a curated record. Gene Ontology annotation, cellular component: P granule. Bases 184 to 2754 code for a protein of 856 amino acids. Gene Ontology annotation, biological process: regulatory ncRNA-mediated gene silencing.
AUGAAACUCAGUAGCGUAUUAAUUUUUUCAGUGAUGCGGCCUAUAAGUAAAUUGUGCACAUUUCAUUUUCCUCUUUGAUCGGCACACCUCCUGUAAGGGAAAGUUAGGACGGUUCAUAAUAAGCAAGAAAAUAAUACAAAAGUGUCGCUUUUCAUCAGCCGCUAAAAUUGAGAGGAGGCUAAAAUGACUGGCAGAGCACGAGCAAGAUCGAGAGGAAGAGCGCGUGGGCAGGAGACUGCAGCACCUGGAGCGAGUCAGGCCCAAGAGCCGGCACCAGCAGCUGCCCCUCCCCCAGAGGCGGGGGACCUGGGUGGUAGAGGGAGGCAGAAAGGUGCUCCAGGACCCUUCAGUGCAGAAGCUCUUCUACAGAUCUCAGCUGGAUUUCAGCAGGUGAAGCUUGGAGAAAGAGGUGGACGCCGCCGGGAUUUUCAUGAUGCAGGCGUUAACACGAGGCAGGCAAUGGAGCAUGUGAAGGAAUCCAAAUGCGGAGUAACUGGUAAUCCCAUUCAGCUGACUGCAAACUUCUUUCGCAUCUUGUCCCGCCCUCAGUGGGUUCUGUAUCAGUACCAUGUGGACUUCAAACCACAAAUGGAGUCGCGACGCCUGAGAUCUGCGCUCCUCUUCCAGCAUGAGGAAACACUUGGCUCAGCACGGAGCUUCGAUGGAGCUCUGCUUUUUCUGCCGAACAGAUUGCACAGCAAGGAGACAGUGGUCCAUAGCGAGACCAGAAAUGGCGAGAAGGUUCAGAUAACAAUCACCCUGACGAAUGAACUGCCACCCUCUUCACCAGUGUGCAUUCAGUUUUACAAUAUCAUAUUCCGAAGGAUUUUGAGAAUUCUCAACAUGCAGCAGAUUGGACGCAACUACUACAGCCCCAGUGAUCCCCUUAACAUCCCACAGCACAAGUUGACCAUCUGGCCAGGGUACACCACCAACAUCUUGCAAUACGAGUCAUCUAUCAUGAUGUGCACUGACGUGAGCCACAAGGUGCUGCGCAGUGAGACAGUCCUUGACUUUAUGGUCAGCUUGAGGCAGCAAUGUGCAAGUCAACGCUUCACUGAGAUCUGUGAGAAGGAGCUUAUCGGGCUCAUAGUCCUCACCAAGUACAACAACAAAACCUACAGGAUUGAUGGUAUUGCUUGGGAUCACACUCCCAGCAACACAUUCAAGAGGGGAGAUGCUGACAUUUCCUUUAAGAACUACUACAAGAGUCAAUAUGGCCUGGACAUCACUGAUGAAAACCAGGUGCUGCUGAUCAGCUAUGUGAAGAAGAUGGGUCCUGCUGGAGCGCCACCUCCUGGUCCAGCCAUGCUUAUCCCAGAACUGUGCUACCUAACAGGGUUGACUGAUAAGAUGCGGGCUGAUUUCAGCAUCAUGAAGGACUUGAGUACCCACACCAGACUGACCCCAGAGCAGAGGGAGGGACGCCUCAACAGAUUUAUCACUAAUAUACAAAGGAACGCUGACGCACAGGCCGAGUUGGAUAAGUGGGGACUGAGCUUUGAUAAGCAACUUCUAAAUCUGGCUGGCAGAGUCCUCCCUGUGGAGAGGAUUUACCAGGGGUCAAGAUCGUAUGACUACAACCCCUGGGCCGCUGACUGGGCCAAAGAGAUGCGUGGAUUAGCUGUGAUCAGCGCUCCUCCGUUGAGCAACUGGCUCUUUUUUCACACCCGUCGUAACAGCAAUGAAGCCAGUUCUCUUCUACAGACCCUCAGCAGAGUCUCAGGCCCACUGGGAAUCUCCAUGGGAAAACCUGUCAUGAUACAGUAUGAAGAUCAUCAGGAGUCUCUCCUCGCAGCCCUGCGGCACAAUGUUGGACCCCAGAUAGAGAUGGUGGUGGUAGUCCUCCCCAACAACAGGAAGGAUAAGUAUGACAGCAUUAAGAAGUUCCUUUGUGUGGACUGCCCCACUCCCAGCCAGUGUGUGUUGGCCCGUACCCUCAGCCGACCUCAGGCACUCAUGACUGUAGCUACCAAGAUUGCGCUGCAGAUGGCUUGCAAGAUGGGAGGAGAACUCUGGAGUGUGGAAAUCCCUCUCAAACAGCUGAUGAUCGUGGGCAUCGACUGCUACCAUGACACCGCUGCUGGGAAAAGGUCUAUUGGUGCUCUAGUGGCCAGUCUCAACCAAAGCAUGAGCAGGUGGUUCUCAAAGUGUGUGCUGCAGCACAAAGGUCAGGAGAUCAUGGACGGGCUGAAGAAGACUUUGACUGCUGCCCUGAAAGAGUAUUUGAGGUUCAACGGCUGUCUGCCUUCACGUGUCAUCGUUUACCGAGAUGGAGUGGGGGAUGGGCAGUUGCACAGUGUGGUGAACUAUGAGGUUCAGCAGAUCAUGGACUCCAUCACGUCAAUGGGGCAAGACUACAACCCAAAGCUGAGUGUGGUGGUGGUGAAGAAGCGCAUAAGCAGCAGGUUUUUCGCCCACAUAAAUGGAAAGGUGUCCAAUCCUCCUCCUGGUACCAUCGUUGACUCAGAGGUCACCCGGCCAGAGUGGUAUGACUUCUAUAUUGUGAGCCAGGCUGUUCGCAGUGGGAGUGUCUCACCAACCCACUACAAUGUCGUGUAUGACACCAGUGGACUCAAGCCAGAUCACAUGCAGCGGCUCACCUACAAGCUGUGCCACAUGUACUACAACUGGCAGGGGAUCAUCAGAGUGCCCGCUCCCUGCCAGUACGCCCACAAGUUGGCUUUCCUUGUGGGUCAGAGCAUCCACAGAGAGCCCAGUAUGAAACUGGAUGACCAGCUUUUCUACCUUUAAGGAUAAAAAGGCUUUGAAGUUUGCAUAGAAAAGAAUCUUAUUUACUCAUUUUUGUUGUUUGAGCUUAAUUGUUUCGGAUCAAAUUGAAUCCGAUAGUUCAGUGUUAACCCUGUUUCACAGCAAACAGUUUGAUCUGUUAUAGUUUGAGGAUCUGUUUGGGUCUAAGUGAUGGCAAAAGUCUGUAUUUGUUGGCAGAUGACAAUCUAUAAUCUUUGGUUUUGUUAUAUUUGAGCCUUUUAUUGAUUUGUGAGUAAAUCAAUGCAGAAAGUUAAAGCAAAUGAGACCGCAUCUAGGUCUAAGUCUUGUUGUUGUGCUGCAAAUGAUGAAAAUAAAUCUUAAGUUUGUAA